Messenger RNA from Sphaeramia orbicularis (orbiculate cardinalfish), 4002 nucleotides. It is a transcript of the gene dipk2ab, whose product is annotated as divergent protein kinase domain 2Ab. The coding region runs from base 721 to 2025 and encodes 434 amino acids. The transcript has 4 exons. The record is from RefSeq and is a predicted model, not a curated record. NCBI's taxonomy places the organism in Eukaryota, Metazoa, Chordata, Actinopteri, Kurtiformes, Apogonidae.
UCGUAAAACCCAGAGAGGCUGGUGUUGAAAAAGAGUCGAAACAGAACCCAUUGUGGUUGUUGGAGAGGAGUGAGCUGCUGCCUGAGAGAAGAAAAGGGGCAAUUCCGUGGCCACAAAGGCACUCAUGAUACGCGGACAGAUAUGGACGUAAAUGCAAAACAUAGACGUUGUUGUCUAUUGUGAAGAGGACCGCGUCGUCCAGUCGGAAAGAUCCGGUAUAUGAAGAGUUAAGACUCGACAUCUCAACUGUUUAUUUCAGCAGCUAGCAGGCUAGCUGGCUACAUACCUAGGAGCUAGACACUGGAAGCCCGUGUUGAGUUUGCUUGAUAGAGAUUUUCGUCGAGCUUUAAAGAAACUAGAAAUCCUCGACUGUGAUCCAGAGAAGCAGAAUCCGGCUUCUUAAGUAGCUGCAACUUUAAAGAAUGAUCUCAACGGAGCGCUAAGCAUUUUACUACUACAGAGCCGAAGAGGAGGAAAAGUCGUACAGGCCUCCUGGCUCCAGGUUGGACACAAGCACCAAGAAGGGAGAACAUGACUCACCGGCCCCUGCCAGGAACUGGCACGGGGCAGCUGUGCCAACCUUCCCCCUUCCUCCCACUUUAGAAGUUAACCCCUGUACACCAUGACGGAGAGGCAUUGAGGUUAGCUCCCCGACGAUCAUCUCAAUACCUCUCCUCCUCCCUAUCCCUCAAGACCCCCUGCCCCCGCCCCAUCCCAAACAUGCUGCGCUUCCUGCCCCUCAAACUUGGCCGCCUGUACCGCUGUCUCAAGCUUCUGUUAGUGCUGGGAUUAUUUGUCGUCUUGUUGAUGAACACCCACAACCUGUUUGCCUCCUUCCAGAAGAAUGAGCUCACCGACAGACGCUUCAUCAACCUUAAUAAGUGUCCGGCCUGCUUCGGCACCAGCUGGUGUCGGAAGUUCAUGAACGGCCAGGUUUCCUUUGAGACCUGGGGUCGCCUGCGAUUCCUAGAUGUUUUUAAUGUCAAGAAUGUUUACUUCGCUCAGUACGGCGAGCCCAGAGAGGGUACCCGCCGUGUGGUGCUCAAACGGCUCGGCUCCAACCAGGAGCUGGCUGAGAUAGACCAGAAAAUCUGCAAGAGGGCCACGGGCAGGCCCAGAUGCGACCUCAUCCAAGCGAUGUACAAGACUGAAUUUGCUCGGAUAAACGGUGAUGUGCGUCUGCUCACUCCAGAAGUAGUGGAGGGCUGGUCAGACCUGGUGCACUGCCCUUCUCAGAGACUGCUGGACCGCGUGGUUCGCAGGUACGCUGAGACCAAAGACUCAGGCAGUUUCCUACUUAAGAACCUCAAGGACACUGAGAGAAUGCAGCUCCUCAUGACCUUGGCAUUCAACCCGGAACCACUUGUACUCCAGAGCUUUCCCUCAGACGAGGGGUGGCCAUUCGCCAAGUACCUGGGAGCGUGUGGGCGCGUGGUAGCUGUCAACUACGUGGGCGAGGAGCUGUGGAGCUUCUACAAUGCGCCCUGGGAGAAGAGAGUAGACUUGGCGCGGCAGCUGAUGGACAUCGCCGAGCAGUUAACCAACAACGACUUUGAGUUUGCCCUCUACCUGCUCGAUGUCAGCUUCGAUAACUUUGCAGUCGGCCCGCGGGACGGAAAGGUCAUCGUUGUCGAUGCAGAGAAUGUCCUGGUGGCAGACAAGAGGCUGAUCAAGCAGAAUAAGCCAGAAAGCUACGACGUGUGGUACGAGAGCCGCUUCGAGGAGUGCGACAGGGAGGCCUGCCUGUCUUUCUCCAAGGACUCCCUGUGCUCCAGGGUUACCGUGGACCACAACUACUAUGCCGUGUGCCAGAACCUGUUGUCUCGGUACGCUACGUGGCGGGGCACUACCGGAGGCCUCCUCCACGAUCCCCCCGCCCACAUAGCCAAAGAUGGACAACUAGAUGCCCUGUUGGAUGAAUGCACCAAACCUAAAAAGCGCUACGGCCGCUUCCAGGCGGCCAAGGAACUGCGCGAGUACCUCACACAGCUAGCUGCGGCUUCCUCAUCUUCUACAGCUAGGUAAUGAAUGGAGUCGGCGUCAGCCCAAUGCACUGAGAGACUGGACCCCAUCCCCGAACUCUCAGAGAUCCUGGUUCUUGUACAUGAUGUCAUUCGCUGCCCUUUGCACUGGAGUAGGAAGGUAUUCUAGGUUUUGCAUCAGGAAGUGUAAGAGUCAAACAUGAAAGCAGAUUUGUAAAAGCUCUAGCUUUUACUUGACUUUGCUCCUGUGUGAAACUGGAGUGUGGCGCCAAGAGAUUCUGCUUAGAACCAGGAUAGAGAAGGGGAUAAAAGUAACCCCCUGCACUCCACGGGUGGGCCUGCCAUCUUCUGUUGGGGGGAGGGGGAAGAAAGGGCUCUGGUAAACGCAUUCUUCACCUGAUCCGAGCUAACGCAAACCAGAGCGUCCAAGCUACAGCAGCAGCAGCAGCAACAUCGCACAACCCUGACCACAUCCAUCCUCCUGUUCACUCCUCAAUCCAUCAGAACUGUUGUGUUUUGUAGCACCGAAACUUAACACCUGUUUGAUUUUACCCCCAGGAUCUGUUGUUUUAUUUCUUUGUUGUUUUUUUUUCCUUUCAGGGUUGAAUUUAAGUAGAUCUGUGCGUUUACAUUUUGCUCUGCCAUGGCUUUUUUUCUCUGUGUAGCAUGGCUGCAGGGAAAGCGGAGGUAGCAUGAAUCUCCUGCUGUCAGGCAGCAGGGAAGGCCAAGCUCCGGCAGGUAGAGAGCAGAGGCAGGGGGCUUUCAUGCAGGAGGAAAAGAAAACCCUUGGCAGCUGUAUAGGUCUAAUUUCCUGCUACUCUAAUCAAUCACUCGAUUUCCAGGUUCCAAGAUUGUGGCAAUCAUCUUUUUUUUUUUUUUAUAUAUUUUUUUCUUUCCUUUUAAUAGGAACCAGAGAGAGUGAGACAGCUGCACAUAGGAUUAGAAAGGGGAUAAUUGGACGGUGGUAGUCCCUUGAUGCAGAUGUGUCCAUACCAAAGAGGCUAUGAGUAAUAUUAAAAAGUGUAAGCAGUACAGUGACAGCACCUUUCCCUCCAGUAGAGCUGUCCAAAGGAUCCUUAAUGUGUGCACAGUCUUCUACCAGUCUGCAUGCCAAGCAUCAAAUUAGGAGGAAACCAAACUGAAAAUGGUGACUAAAAGCAAGUUAGGAAUAAAUUGAUACAUGGCAGGACAAGAAAACAGUAUAAAACCACAUAAUUGUGGCCUCCAGUGCCAGAUUCUGAUAAAUGAAACCUUUAGAUCAGAGUGCAGUGAGCUCUAUCAAGUGAAUGUUCGAAAAGGGAACAGAGAUAUCGUAAAUGACUUCACUGCUCCACAAACUGGAUUCUGACCCGCACUUCAAAUUUUGCAGCCUAGAAAUUUCCGUUGAAUAUUUUAACACUCGGCACCACUUAGAGGUUGGGUUGAUUUUACACUCAGCGGACCAACAAAUUAAAGCAUGAUCACAAAAAAUCCGGGCUCAUUUAGUAAUGGAACAUGAGAGACGUUAGCUUGAAUAGCGCGUCCCUUCUUCAGCUCUGUGUGCCGUGUAUGUCAGCUGCCUUGACGUCGGGGAUCAGAGUCUAAACGCCCAGUGAAGUGUUAUGUAGCACAGUCAACAGACAGGCCAAUUAUCAAGUAAACAUGAGCCACUCCAUCUGUGGGGAAACUGGGGAGAGAAGCUCUGCUUUUCCUGGGAUGUUCUGCUUGACCCAGGAGGUUGUGGUGACCCAUGUCUGUCCGGAAAAGCAAUAAAGACAAGUUUGGCUGACGGUUUCUGGUUUUUGUCUUAUCACAUAUACUGUAUCUGUUUUCCCCCAAACAAACAAACUGGAGGAUGUUCCACAUGGAGGGAUUUGUAUGUGCGUAACUAACUGUCCACUUUUGUACUGUAAUUUUUCUUUUGAGUAUUAUAUCAGCAUUGUCUGAUUUUUCCUGUGCCUUUCAUUCAAGAGUUGUAUUUACAACUUUUAGUGGGUUUAAAUCUUAAAAAUAAAUGAAGAUAUAUAUAUAGAUAUAUACA